Messenger RNA from Cloeon dipterum, 1233 nucleotides. It is a transcript of the gene stops, whose product is annotated as SOCS domain-containing protein stops. Gene Ontology annotation, biological process: intracellular signal transduction. The transcript is spliced from 4 exons. The record is from RefSeq and is a predicted model, not a curated record. NCBI's taxonomy places the organism in Eukaryota, Metazoa, Arthropoda, Insecta, Ephemeroptera, Baetidae. Bases 16 to 1107 code for a protein of 363 amino acids.
AGGGAAGCCGUAACAAUGGCCAAGGGGCUACUUCCACUGUGUGUGUAUGUAUUUUUUCGCGUCAUAGAGGACGAAGCCCCAAAAGAGUUUUAUAAUCCGAGGGCCAAUUCGCGCCAGUCCCCAUUCAGAAUGGUCGAGAGCAUCAUCGAAGUGUUUUUCGACACUGUGUUUGCUGACCUUGAAAGGGAUGGCCUGGCCAAAAGAUAUAAACGCCGGUGCAUCGCCGACUACCUGAGUACAAUUAUAAGCGCAAGCGAGGGCAGCAAAUGCGAGGACAACUGCGCUCUGGCGGUGACGUCAGCCGUCAGGGUGCACUCGAUCGCCAAGGCGGACAACGGCCAAAUUUGCCCGCUAGGCAAGCACCACAACGUACUUUACGUGGCGGCAAAGCUCAGUUUCGACUGGCGACUCUCCGACAGCCAAGUCAUCGCCGCCAUGCUCAAACAGAUUUUCGAUUGCGAGAAAACCUUCGAGAGGAUCGUCAUUGCAGCCAUUUUAGGGCCUUUGGUCACCAGGCUACUAUCUGGCUGGCAAGCUGACUACCAGGACGAACAGGAGAGCCUCAACGCAUUAGACUACUACCUACAGCACGCCACAACUGAACGUCAGACCUACAAAAUCUCAGGUUGCAACCUCCGCAUGGUAGACGUGCCGAUGCCCGCUUACCACGAUGCCCUUCCGGCUCACCUGGCGUGCGUGAUGGACCGGCCGACGGCCCUUUUGCUCCUCCUGAGACACGGAGCCCGCUUGGGCCCUGGCGAGCACGGCGUCUGGACCCAGGGCGCCUCGCCGGUUGCCCUUGUGCAGCAACUCUUGCGGCUGCACGAAAUUAUGCAGAGUGGAGGAUCGGUGCCCAGUGCCGCGAUAGACUGCCUACGGCUCAUCAUGAGGGCCCUGCCGCACGCUGCUCUGGGCGACGAGCGGCUCAGGGAAACUGCGGAAAUCGUGCUGCCAAAAACGAGAUGGGCGGAACCACCUGAGCUGAAGCACAUCGCCAGGUGUGCCGUCAGGAGGGAACUGGGCAGGGGGUGGAGCUUGCCCGACGGAAUAGAGAAACUCAAUGUUCCAUCCACUCUGAAGCCUUACUUGGAUCUCAUGGAAGACUGAAUUUUAUAAGCUUCCGCGAUUUGCAAAAAAAAAAUGUAUUCUAAUUUAAUGAGAUGCCACAACUAGUCAUACGCAAGAGACACGAAUUUUAAAAUUAUAGAGCAAUAAAUUGAUCAACAAACUCCA